Messenger RNA from Anopheles cruzii, 1102 nucleotides. Its product is annotated as gastrula zinc finger protein XlCGF8.2DB-like. The transcript has a single exon. The record is from RefSeq and is a predicted model, not a curated record. Gene Ontology annotation, molecular function: DNA-binding transcription factor activity, RNA polymerase II-specific; RNA polymerase II cis-regulatory region sequence-specific DNA binding. Lineage: Eukaryota; Metazoa; Arthropoda; Insecta; Diptera; Culicidae. Gene Ontology annotation, biological process: regulation of transcription by RNA polymerase II. Gene Ontology annotation, cellular component: nucleus. The coding region runs from base 32 to 1093 and encodes 353 amino acids.
AUCGCUGGAAAAACUUGUGAAACGUGAACCAAUGGACGACCAGCAGCAGCCUCAGUCAUCGGUUACAGAUCUGACACAUGAGCAUAAUAUUUUCAAAACGGAUCCUAUAGAUUUCAACUGUAAGAUCGAAGAAGAAUUUUCUAUGGCAAGGAAGCCCGUCACGGAUCCUGACAACCCAACAGCAAUUUCAGCUCAAAGCUAUUUGGGUAUACAGUAUGCCGCCGAAGGCCCUACAUUUAAUCAAAUGGAUACUUAUAGUGAAGAAAAUUCAGUACACACUGAUAAUCAACCUGUCUCCGUAGUCGGCGAGCAGCGACUGUUGAUGUCAAAUAAGCGACGAAGUUCCCAAAAGGAUAUCGGCGCUGCAGAGCUCUCAGUGUCUACAAUGCAGGGCCCAAAAGUUACUCGUAAUGUGCAUGGAAACAAACGAAAACACCAAUGCCCACAUUGCUCCGCCGCAUAUCGAGAAGCAUGCCACCUGAAAGUUCACAUCCGCACUCAUACCGGCGAAAAGCCAUUCGUGUGUAAACUCUGUAGCAAAACAUUCCAUGCGGCAGACCACCUGAAACACCACAUGCAAACUCACAACAAGGACCAAAAUCAAUGUCCUUAUUGCCCUGGCCAAUUCGCACAGCCAUUCCAACUUGAGAAUCACAUUCGGACGCAUACCGGCGAAAAGCCAUUCCUUUGUAAAGUCUGUAACAAAGCGUUCCAUGUGGCACGCUACCUGACCCUCCAUAUGCAAAUUCACGACAAGGACCAACAUAAGUGUCCUCAUUGCCCUGACAAAUUCGCCCUGCUAUACCGUCUUAAGGAUCACAUUCGAACUCAUACCGGCGAAAAGCCAUUCCUUUGUAAAGUCUGCGGCAAAACGUUCCAUUCGGCACGCUACCUGCGCGAACAUAUGCAAAUUCACGACAAACAUCAGUGUCCCCACUGUCCUAAGAAAUUCGCACAGCAAUUCCACCUUAAAAAUCACAUUCGGACUCACACCGGCGAAAAGCCUUUCAUUUGUAAAAUCUGCAGCAAAGCGUUCCAUGCGGCACGCAUCCUGCGCGGCCAUAUGCAAAUUCACGACAAGGACCAACAUUAGGCAACUUUC